Molecule: messenger RNA, 1612 nt
Organism: Condylostylus longicornis
Lineage: Eukaryota; Metazoa; Arthropoda; Insecta; Diptera; Dolichopodidae
Product: proton-coupled folate transporter-like
Exons: 8
Coding region: 111-1604 (497 amino acids)
Biological process (GO): transmembrane transport
Cellular component (GO): membrane
Molecular function (GO): transmembrane transporter activity
Source: RefSeq, a predicted model, not a curated record
GACGACAGCUAGCAUAAAUACGAGACUUUUUUUUAUCAAUUUAUUUUUCAUCCAAAACAUCUUAAAAAUUUAAUUUUAUUUUUAUUAUUUUUUGUUAAAAUUAAUUUAAAAUGUCUACAGAUAUUAUAGAGGUAAAAUGGUAUAAAAAAAUUUUACAAUGGUGUAAACUUAUAACAAUUGAACCAACAAUGUUUCUUUACAUGUUUGCUAUUAUGUUCACAUCAGUUGUUGAACAGGCAUUUUUUGUAAGGAAAGCAUGUCUUGUAAAUCAUAAUUAUACAGUUGAAAUAUGUGAUAAUAUUGUACAUCAUGAAGAAGUUAAUAUAAAAGUUCAACAUACAACUUCAAAUUUUUUUCAAUAUGAAAGUAUAGCUGCACAUAUAUUUCCUAUAAUAUUGGCUUUAUUUCUUGGAGCAUGGUCAGAUAAAAGAGGUAGAAAACUUCCAUUAUUAUUAGGAUUAACUGGAAAAUUUAUAUUUUAUGUAAUGAUGAUUAUAAAUGAAAAUCAACCAUCAUGGCCACUAGAAUACGUAAUAUAUACAGCAACUUUACCAUGCUCUUUAACGGGAGGUGAUAUUGCAAUAUUUGCUUCAAGUUUUGCAUAUAUAACAGAUGUGUCCACAUUACAAAGUCGAACAAUUCGUGUUACAAUUUUAGAAGCUGUAACAUUAAUAACAACACCAACUGGAGUUGCUCUAGGAUCAUAUUUAUUUCAUAAAGUUUUAAAUAAAUCAUUUAGUUGGAUGUUUGCAAUAACUGCCAUUAUGAUAUUGACUGCAAUUCUUUACACAUUUUUAGUAUUAAAAUGGCAAAGUAAUCCAAAACAACGAUCUCUAAAAGAAUUGGGAUGUUGUGGAAUUUGGCGUGAUUAUUUCGAUAAGCAACAUGUAUUCGAUUCAAUAAAAGUAUUAACAAAACGUCGAACUCAAAGCCGAAGAUUAUUUUUAAUAUUAAUUCUAUUCUCAAUGGCACUUUAUACAUUUGUAAGAGAUGAAAAAGCAUAUCUGUUUCUACAUACACAACAUACAUUUGGUUGGGAUGUACAAGAUUUUAGUAAUUAUAAAACAUUUCAAUCAUCAGCCUAUAUUGUGGUUCUAUUCAUUGCUGUACCAGUUAUGAAUAAAAUUUUUAAAUGGAGAGAUACUGUCAUAAUUUUAUUUGGAUGUAUUGCACAUGCCAUUGCACGACUUAUUUAUUUCUUUGCUGAUACCUCACUUAUUUUCUAUUUAGGUAGUAUUGUUUGUUCAUUUGGUCCAAUUGCUGGACCAGCACUAAGAGCAUUUACAUCAAAAAUAAUACCGGUUGUAGAAAGAGGAAAAGUUUUUGCUUUACUUUCUGUUUGUGACAAUGCAGUUCCAUUUAUUAGUGGUGUUCUUUAUACACAAGUUUAUAAUGCUACACUUGGUAGCAUGGCUGGAUUAUUUUUAUUAAGUUUUAGUUUUUUAAUACUAGCUAUUUGUUUAAUCUCGAUAAUUCAUUUUAAGCUCGGCCAUGAUCCAAUUAUAAUUACUGAAGAGAUUUUAGAUAACAAGAGUGAAUCAGUAGCAAGUUUAGUUUCAGGAAAUUCACCUAAAACCAAUAAGGAAUUGAAUACAAAAACCUGAAUAGAUUU